AUGGUCAACCUUGAAGUCCCCAAUGACUACACUUUCUCGCCCAGCCAGGCAACGCCGCAUUUGACUAUCAAUCACGAUGUUGCUGCCGAUCUGGAUUCCAGCAAUGCAUUUGAAGGCCCCGAGAAGCUGCUGGAGGUGUGGUUCGCCCCAGGACCGACCUCUCUGCCGGCUGGUGUGCCCCAGAAUGGAUUGAAGGCCGUUCCGUCCGACACGUGGGUUGGGAUGCUUGAUAUGGUCAACUGCAAGAUCUUGUCCGUCAUCACCUCGGAGAAUGUCGACUCCUACCUUCUCUCCGAGUCGAGCAUGUUUGUCUUCCCCCACAAGAUCAUCUUGAAGACUUGUGGCACUACAACCUUGCUUCUGGGACUGCACCGGCUCCUACGCAUUGCGGCCGUCGAUGCCGGCUUCCCAUACCACAACACUGGGUCGCUCGAUGACAUCAAGGCAGCGGCUACGCCUUACCGUGUGUUCUACAGCCGGAAGAACUUCCUCUUCCCUGACAAGCAGCAGGGGCCUCACCGGAGCUGGAAGCAGGAAGUCAAGUACCUCGACGACAUGUUUGAGGGUGGCAGCGCCUACAUGGUGGGCAAGAUGAACGGCGAUCACUGGUAUCUAUACAUCACUUCGCCUGGCGCCACACACACGCCGCCUCGCUCGCCAGACGAGGGGAAGACUACAAUCAGUCCUACUCGCUCCAAGAUCCCCGCCGGCCUCGUGACUCCCGCUGAGGAAGUACCCCAGAAUGUCAGCGACGAGACCUUGGAGAUUCUUAUGACCGAUCUCGACCCGGAGAAUGCGAAGCAGUUCUAUCUGUCGCACGCGAGUGCGGUCGCGUGCGAACAGGUUCCUUUGCAAGCUCAGGAGGCUCGGAAGGCGGCCCACGACAGCCUCGGUGGGCUGUCUGAGAGCUGCACCAGCGAUGGUACCACGGCCGAUGAGAUUUUCGACGUGGACGAUGUUGACAAGGGAGCGGGUACUGCUACUCCAAUGACGGACCAGGCCGUCCUCGCCGAGUCGCUGACCACCGAGGGACACGCUCUCGGGACCGUCGUUUCCAACAACUGCGGCCUCUCGGACGUGUAUCCCACGUCGAUCUAUCCCGACGCUCGCAUCGAUGCUUACAUGUUUGCUCCCUGUGGGUUCUCUGCCAACGGCGUCAUUCCGGCGCCUCCAGGACCGGACGGAGCUCAAAGCUCGUUUGACGAGGGCAACAAGUCGACUAACCCAUCGGCCCAUUACUUCACCGUCCAUGUCACGCCCGAGCCGGACUGCUCCUUUGCGUCAUUCGAGACCAAUGUUCCGGGUGGCCAAAAGGGACGCGAGACCGCCGACAUCAUCGAGCACGUGGUCCGCAUCUUCCGGCCAGGCCGUUUCAGCGUGACCCUUUUCGAGACCAAGGGCAAAGGCGUCAAUCCAUACGGGUCGGGGAUGGGUAUUCAUGACGGCGCCAAUGCCGAGAGCCGGCAGCGCCUUGAGCGCAUCCCGGGAUACCGCCGGAUGGACCGCAUCGUGCAUGAUUUCGACGAUUACGAUCUGAUUUUCCGAUUCUACGAGCGUGAGGGAUGGGUCGGUGGCGGCGGCGCGAGGCUUGGAGAGGAGCUGUAG
Molecule: messenger RNA, 1605 nt
Organism: Thyridium curvatum
Lineage: Eukaryota; Fungi; Ascomycota; Sordariomycetes; Thyridiales; Thyridiaceae
Exons: 2
Coding region: 1-1605 (534 amino acids)
Biological process (GO): spermine biosynthetic process; spermidine biosynthetic process
Cellular component (GO): cytosol
Molecular function (GO): adenosylmethionine decarboxylase activity
Source: RefSeq, a predicted model, not a curated record